AUGACGGCUGUGGGCAUUGAUCUAGGAACGACGUAUUCGUGCGUGGGUUUCUGGCAGCACGGUAAUGUGGAUAUAAUAGCUAACGAACAGGGCAAUCGUACCACACCAUCGUAUGUUGCCUUUACUGAUACAGAGCGCCUUAUCGGAGACGCCGCUAAAAACCAGGUAGCUCUGAAUCCAAGAAACACAAUAUUUGACGCAAAACGUUUGAUUGGACGUAAAUUUGACGAUCCAAAGAUCCAACAAGAUCUCAAACAUUGGCCUUUUAAAGUAGUUAACGAUGGAGGUAAACCAAAAAUACAAGUUGAAUACAAAGGAAAAUCUAUACGCUUUGCACCAGAAGAAAUUAGUAGUAUGGUGCUCAUUAAAAUGAAGGAAAUAGCUGAAGCUUAUUUGGGGAGGUCUGUGUCAAAAGCUGUGAUAACCGUGCCUGCCUAUUUCAAUGAUUCUCAGAGGCAAGCUACUAAAGACGCUGGAACUAUCGCUGGGCUAAACGUUCUUCGCAUUAUAAAUGAACCGACAGCAGCUGCUUUGGCUUAUGGAUUAGAUAAAGAUUUGAAAGGAGAGCGAAACGUAUUGAUAUUUGAUUUAGGAGGAGGAACAUUCGAUGUAUCAAUAUUAACUAUAGAUGAAGGGUCACUUUUUGAAGUUAAAGCUACUGCCGGUGACACACACCUAGGCGGUGAAGAUUUUGACAGUAGACUGGUUAACUUUCUUGCAGAUGAAUUCAAGCGGAAGCAUAAGAAAGAUUUAAAAUCGAAUCCUAAAUCUUUAAGACGACUUCGAACAGCAGCUGAAAGGACAAAACGAACUUUAUCAUCUAGCACGGAGGCCACCAUUGAAAUUGAUGCGCUUUUUGAGGGAAUCGAUUUCUUUUCUCGAGUUUCCAGAGCACGUUUUGAAGAAUUAAAUGCUGAUUUAUUCCGAACAACUUUGCAACCAGUGGAAAAAGCUCUUAGUGACGCUAAGUUGGAUAAAAACAGUAUACAAGACAUUGUUCUUGUUGGAGGUUCUACGCGUAUACCUAAAAUACAAAGUAUGUUGCAAAAUUUCUUCAACGGUAAGAAACUAAACUUGUCAAUCAAUCCUGAUGAGGCCGUGGCUUUUGGAGCGGCUGUACAAGCAGCAAUACUAAGUGGAGAUCGCCACAAAAAGAUAAAAGAUGUUUUAUUAGUAGACGUAGCUCCUUUGUCCUUGGGAAUUGAAACAGCCGGAGGUGUUAUGGCGACUAUUGUGGAACGCAAUGCCAAAAUACCUUGCAAACAUUCCCAGACAUUCACUACAUAUUCUGAUAAUCAGCCGGCCGUAAGCAUACAAGUUUACGAGGGUGAAAGAGCGAUGACUAAGGACAAUAACUUGCUUGGCAAUUUUGAUUUGACUGGAAUACCAUCUGCACCCCGCGGUGUUCCGCAAAUUGAUGUAUCAUUUGAUUUAGAUGCGAAUGGCAUUCUUAACGUUUCGGCGAAAGAGAAUAGCACUGGUAAAACUAAAAAUAUUAUCAUAAAGAAUGAUAAAGGUCGACUUUCUCAAGCUGAGAUCGAUAAAAUGUUAUCUGAAGCUGAGAAAUAUAAGACUGAUGAUAAUAGACAACGUGAACGAAUUGGAGCGAGAAAUAAACUGGAAACUUAUGUAUUUGCCGUGAAGCAGGCUCUUAAUGAAGCUGGGAGUUCAGUAGGAGAGAGCGAAAGAUCUAAAAUACGACGCAAAUGUGACGAGACAUUGUCCUGGUUGGAGAGAAAUUCUCUCGCUGAUAAAGGGGAAUAUGAAGACCGGCUUCGAGAGAUUACAAAAGAGUGUGCACCUUUGAUGAAGAAGCGUCGCGGAGGUAGCGCUGGCUCCAAUUCUAAAAGUUCAGAAGGUGAUGGUCCCGUCAUUGAAGAGGUGGACUAA
Arctia plantaginis is the source of this 1890-nucleotide messenger RNA. The record is from the annotation of a GenBank genome assembly. Lineage: Eukaryota; Metazoa; Arthropoda; Insecta; Lepidoptera; Erebidae.